Messenger RNA from Stylophora pistillata, 4747 nucleotides. Its product is annotated as ATP-dependent RNA helicase DDX3X. The record is from RefSeq and is a predicted model, not a curated record. NCBI's taxonomy places the organism in Eukaryota, Metazoa, Cnidaria, Anthozoa, Scleractinia, Pocilloporidae. Gene Ontology annotation, molecular function: nucleic acid binding; ATP binding; RNA helicase activity.
GUCGUCGACUGACAUCUCGAUCUGAACAGAAAAAAGUUGAGGAGCAAAAUCCUUCAAUUAUUGUUCGCGUUUUUGCCAAGUUUCACCAAUCAUUUCAGAUAUUUCAUUCGAAGUAUUAAAUCUACUGUCUAUUCCGUUAUGAGUCAUGUGGCCCCAGGUAACUUUCAAGCUCUAGACCAGCGGUUCGCUGGUCUGGACUUGAAUCAGGGCGCCGUUAACCCUCGCGGCGUCGAUCCUAAGUCUCAACAAGAACGAUACGUGCCUCCUCACCUUCGUAGUAGACCAGGUCCUCCUCAUGGUAGAGGGGGGUACCAUGAUCAUGGCUACAACCAGCCAAGGGACUUUCAACCCAGAGAACCCUACAGAGAUGGGUAUUACCAACAGCAGCCAAACUUCUAUGGUGGGUAUCCUCCACGAGGGGGUGGACGUCCAUACUAUGGGGGAGGAGGACAGUACUAUGGUGGAGGCAGAGGAGGAGGAAACAGCUGGAGAGAGAGGGGUGACAACCGAGGUCCUCCUCCCACCAGAGGAAGUGGCAAUGACUACAACAGAGCGACUCAGCCACCACCAGAAGAUUGGUCUAAGCUGUUGCCCAAGAAUGACCGCAUUGAAAGAGAGCUUUUCAACAAGCACAACACUGGAAUAAACUUUGAUAAGUAUGAAGAUAUUCCUGUGGAAGCCACUGGACAGGAUGUCCCUAAAAACAUUGAGUCGUUUACAGACUGUGAACUAGGGGAAAUCUUGUGCAACAAUGUUGAGCUGGCUAAUUAUACCAAGCCCACUCCAGUUCAAAAGUAUGCAAUACCUAUUGUGAAGAAGAAGAGGGACUUAAUGGCAUGUGCCCAGACCGGUUCUGGGAAGACUGCUGCCUUCUUGAUUCCAAUUCUCAGCAGGAUUUUUGAGGAGGGUCCUCCUCCCCUACCUGAUGCCCGGCAUCAGGGUCGCCGAAAGCAGUUUCCACACUGCCUGGUUCUGGCACCCACCAGGGAACUGGCUUGUCAAAUCUUUGAGGAAUCUAGAAAGUUCUCUUACAGGUCAUAUGUGCGAGCCUGUGUUGUUUAUGGUGGAGCUGAUAUUGGUGGCCAACUGAAGGAACUGGAUCGUGGCUGCCAUCUCCUGGUGGCAACACCUGGUCGUCUUGUUGACAUGUUGGACAGGGGACGAGUAGGGCUGGACUCUUGCAAGUUCCUUGUUCUGGAUGAGGCUGAUCGUAUGUUGGACAUGGGAUUUGAACCUCAAAUCCGCCGCAUUGUUGACCAGGACACCAUGCCUAAAGCUGGUGAACGACAGACACUUAUGUUCAGUGCCACCUUCCCCAAGGAAAUUCAGAUGCUAGCUAGAGAUUUCCUGGUGAAUUACAUCUUCUUAGCUGUGGGGCGUGUGGGUUCCACAAGUGAGAACAUCACACAAAAAACAGUGUGGGUUGAUGAAUAUGACAAGAGGUCAUUCUUACUGGAUCUGCUGAAUGCUUCAGGUCCCAAGUCUCUGACAUUGGUAUUUGUGGAAACCAAAAAAGGAGCUGAUGCUUUGGAUGAUUUUCUUCACAGUGAGGGCUGGUAUGCAACCUCCAUUCAUGGUGAUCGCUCUCAGCGGGAGCGAGAGGCAGCUUUGGGGUCCUUUAAGUCUGGCCGUACACCAAUCUUGGUAGCUACAGCUGUUGCUGCUCGUGGCUUGGAUAUUCCAAAUGUGCGCCAUGUGAUCAACUUUGACAUGCCAACUGAUAUUGAGGAGUAUGUCCAUCGCAUUGGACGUACAGGCCGUGUGGGACAUACUGGCUUAGCCACUUCAUUUUUCAAUGAGAAGAAUCGGAAUGUGGCCAAGGACUUGGUUGAGCUGUUGAGUGAGAGCAGGCAGGAAGUGCCAAGCUGGCUGGAGUCUAUUGCCUUUGAGAGCCACCAGAAUUCAGGCAGGAGCCGUGGAAGGAGCAGGCACUCAGCUGGUGGCUUUGGGUCCCGUGAUUACAGGCAGCAGCCUCAUCACCGUGGGGGUGGGGGUGGAGCCCACUAUGGUUAUGGGGGAGGAGCAGGUGGUUACUGGAAUCCAAACCGCUAUUCUGGUGGCAACGCUUCUCAGGAUUGGUGGAACUAGCUGCUACAUGGCUUUCACAACAAGUUCUUGUCUUUUCUUUGUUUGUUGAUAUUACAGGAAUUUACUGCAUUUGUUUUGCCUUCGAUGAAAUAAGUUAAAUUUGGGACUGUUGCAUUGGCAAUAUCUGGCAUCAAAUAAAGCAUCUUUGAGUGAUUGGUGGAAUGUUGUUGAAGAAGACUGGUGAUGGAUUUCAGUCUCAGUGGUUUGCAGUGUGGAUCGUCACUGUUACAGGUCAGGUGACUGUGAAAGGUCUCUGGCUGUGAGGUCAAAGCACAUGAAAAUGUGCAGUGUUAUUCGAUGUUGAACUCUCUCAACUGUUCAUGAUUUUUAAGAAACUCUUUAAGGAGCACCAUGGAGAAAGUCAGUUGGCUUACUCAGUUUGUUCAGACUGUUGCUUACUAACAUGCCAUUUAUCUCCUGUUGUUGUUGGGUUGUUGUUUUUUAAGUAUGGUCAAGAAUUACCAGUCCAAGUUGUUGAAAUGUCAAGUUCAAGCAACACAUGAUAGAAUAGGCAGAUUAUGGAACACAACAAUCUGAGUAUUUAUAUAUCUUUGGCGACGCUAUGAAAGUUAUGUUUAAGGUUGUUCUAUGCAUAGUGACACAGAUAUGAUAGUCAUCAACUUGAAGUUUAUUUGAACCAAGAGAUCUUAUAGGGGGCCACUUGUAGAGGCAAAAAAGAUCCGAAGUUUUAUGAAAGCUCCAUAUUGAUAGUUUGAACUUGGCCAUUGUGUAAAGGUCCAAGUUUACUUGUGGCUACUUUCAGAAAUUUUUGUUUUAUUUCCUGCUCAGUGAAAAAAGCUUUUCUCUGCACUCUAAACCAUUGAUUUCCAACAGCUCUUAAAUUUUUUUUUCAGAUUAUUAUCAUAACUAGCUUAUAAUGUGUUACACAGUAAAAGAAAAUAUAGUUGAAUUAGUAACCUCUGUGUAACGUACCCCUCCCCUCCAAAGGAGAACCAUAUCUCCGUGUGGGGGAGGAUACGGCUACACUAAGGCUAUUGAAUUAGUUGCAAUUACAAGAAACAAAGUGGAUAAAGGUAAUCAUAGUGGACUCCACAAUUUAAGAUACAUCCCAGUUAACUCAACAUGGAUAUUUUAGUAUGAGUACAUAUAUACCUAUUUACAAUACCAUUAGGUUAAACGUUCAAAUCAGUUCAAAUGAGUGUUCUCCUCCAGGGAUUCAAAUGCACUCAAAAAAAUGCUGCAUCUGAAAAUCUCUUGUAUUUAUAGGUGACCAUGGCCCUUGUCACAAAUUUCUGAAUUUAUACUGAAAGAAAAUGUAAUAUAUCUUUAAGAAUUAGUUUAGAAACUUGCCAAAAAAAAUAUCUAAUUAAAAAAAAAAUUAUGAGAAGGACACUUUGUGAACAUCAAGAGAACUGUUCACAAGGUUAUAGUUGUACAGUAGUUACUCAUUUCUUUGGUUGAAGAAAGAAACAGAUAGUUUUUAUUGUAAAUUUUGAGUUUCACAGUGUGUAUAAGGGCCAUUUACAAACACAUUUUAGUCAUACUGAGAUAAUGUUAUUUUGUAAUACUACAGUUGUCCACUGAAGAAUUGUUUUGUAAUAUUGCAACCAUCUGCUGAACUAAGAAAACUUAUGUCGCCAAAAUAUUUAAGAAUCUCAUAGUAAGUAUCAGGAGAGAAGUGUUCCCGUUUUGAAAAAAAGCACUAAUUCUUAAACAAGUAAUUUUAAAAGAUAUUUUAUUUACAAAAAUCUUGCGUGGUUAUCUAAAUGCAUUGUCAUGCAAGCAAAAGUGAGCAAAUUUCCAUUCAUGAAGUCCAAGUGAAAUAAGUUUUGUAUGGACAUGAGAUAACCAGCAUCAAGUAGUCCAGAAGUAAGUGGAAUUGAUCACUAGAAAAGAAAUAGUUGUUUAAGUUGGAAAGUCGUUGUGACCAAAACUUAGCCUAUUUUGAUAUUUGAUGACGAUCAUCUUGGAUUAGGAAUUUGCAGCUUGUGAAACUGUUGAUACAAAAGCUGAGAACAUGUAAUUUAUUCUGAUGAUCUGAAUUUUUGGUGCAUUGCAGAAACGAUAAGAUGGGAAACGUUUGUUUCCCUUUUCUUUUUAUAAAUGUGUCAUCAGUUAGUAAACAACUUUGGGUUAGGGUAUGGUUUUCAAUGCAAUCAUGCUUUGAUGCAACUCUAAAUUCUUAAUCAUAGUACUGUUAACAGUAUCUAAGAUAUUUAUUUUCUUUGAUGAACGGGAAAAGAACAGCAAAGGAAGUUAUAAACCAGGCCACAGCAAGUAGCCUUAUGAAAAUGUAUUAUUUACAUAGACCUUAAGGAAAUCUUAACGUAGCUAUAAUUUUGAUCGAAGCUAACUUUGUUCCAUAGGUGCUUGCGUGUUGCAUAGAAGAAUUGCGUGACAGCUGGUUGUCAUGUUAUCACCUACAACCUUAUGACAACAUUCCUAGCUUUUGAAUUCAGGCUGCUUUGGAACAAAAUUAACUUAAAUCUCACUAGUUAACCUCACAAAUCUAUGAAUUGUGCUCUUAGAAGGCAGCAUGUUUGAUCAAGACAUGCUGUCCAUGCAGUAACUUGAAUUCAUUAUUUUAAUUUGUUGUUUUAAAAAUAGGUUGUUUCAAGGGGAGAGUUAACUGCCAAGGCAGUCAAGUUAUUUGUAUUUGAUGUCAGAAGCCAAUAAAUUAUGACCGUUAUAGUGGUAA